CAAAAAUGCACUUUGUCGGUCAUCAUAUUACUGUUGCUAUACUCCCUUAAUUACGAAGGAACAGCUUUAAUAUACACCUUUUGUGUCUCAAAUCAAAUCACAUUUUGUCAUACUCCCUGGUCGAAAUCAUGUGUAGUUCCCAAGUCAUUGGCACACCAAAUUGAUUGAUUGUGACCGGAUGGCGUGGGAAGGAGCAUCAAAAUGCUUCUCUUUGGUUUUUGCUCUUCUGGUUUUCGUGCACUAGACGAAGUGAGAGGUCUUCUAAGAAGAUGUCUUAAGCCAUGCCUUCAGCUAUCCAACAAAUGGAUACGCUGCAGUUGGAAUCUGAAGAGGAUCUCUCGGAGUCGUCUGCAUCUGUCGAAGAGUCGAAACUGCACGCUUCGGGCAUGGAUUUCGAUGGUGAAGAUAGCAGUAAACCGGGAGAUGGUUUCGUCGCUCUCAACGUCGAAGAACUCAUCGUUAAUGCAGCUGAUCGGUGGGAGCCUUCUUCUGCGAGCCCGCGAUCGCUUGUAACGGAGGUGAAGAAGAAUCUAUCAAGAAAUGGAUCAGAGGCGGGCGGUGGCGGAGGAAGACAAUCCGUCGCGUUGUCAUCCGUAGGUGGGCCCACAGGGAGGGACGAACAUCCAAGAACGGUACACGUGGCGAUCGCGGCGGCGGGAGGGCGGUGCAGGAGAGCAGGCGGCCGACUGCGGCCGUCGCGGUGGUGCAAUCCGAGACGAGUCCUGUUCGUCUUCGCCUCCUUGUCCUGCAUGGGAACACUGAUACUAGUCUAUUUCACCAUGGCUAUGGGCAGGAUGACCACCACCGCUUCUGGUGAUCCUAACUGAUGCGAAGAAGGCAGCUGAGUCCCUCAUAUCCCACUUGUUUGUGCCAAGAAACAAAUGAAUAGAAAACAGAGAAAGGAGUUUGAAACUGGUAGGAUGAUACGUAGAGAGACACGAGAGAGAGAGAGAGAGAGAUGUGCGGUGUGCAUAGUGCAUAAAAUUUGAUGCAUAUCUAAUUAUUUGGAGAUGAAGCUCCAAUGCCUUCUGCCCGGAUCAUCAUCGCCCAAAGGUCGGCGGCCCCUAUUCGUCUCUGCAAGCUCUGCUUCUCCCUAAAGUAAAUGAGAUGAAGAGAAUCGUUGACACGAAUGAUUUAAAGAUUAAAUCUUUGCUAUCGAGAUAAUUGAAAUAACAAAUCUUGCAUCUAAAUAAUGAAGAAAGAUCGGAUUUUUAUACCAUUCUUGGGGCUCUGUCGAUCUCGGUGAUCUCCAUGCCAGCGACGAUCAUACCGGGCACGACCUCCCUGAUGAGGCGGACGCUAUUAUCCUCCGCCGCGUUCAUGUUGAGGCGGCCUUCCUCGACGAUCCGGUCCUCGGCGGCGACCGUGUUGAAGAACUCGACGUUGGGGCGGGCGAAGCAGCGGCUGGUGACGGUGGAACGAGAGCGUGGCGUACCACGACGCAGUUAUCGGCCUCGUCAUUCGGUACACCGAGCUAGUCCAGGAAGAGGUUGGCGGGCUUGUGCCCAUGGCGGAGAAGAGCUGGUCGCCGAGAUACGUGGCGGCAGGUCAUCUAGCGUGACACAAUCGACUCAUGGACUCGAAAGGAAAGGAUGAAGAAGCAUUAGUUCAAGUCAAAUGAAACACCAUGAACAAUUCAUAUGCAUACACCCAAACCGCUUGAAAGCUCGAUGUUUUCAGUAGCUGCAGUCAUGUUCACAAUGCACUGACAACAAGAAGAUAGAUGGUAAGAACACAGACAUACUUCAACAUCAUCACUCAAACACUAAUAAGUAAAACAUCAGACUCAAGUUUGCAACAACAGUAUCCAAACAUAAUCUGCUCUUAACACAAAUAGGUUUAUAGAGAUGAGCCAUCCAGGGAUGGGAUCUCCUAUAGUUACAGCAAAGUCUUAAAGCACGAAACAAGAAACAAGCUAUAUGAUGGGUAUGUCGUGAUGGAAAGCUGUUGAGCACACAGUAUGUAGCUACUUACAAACCAUCAAUUUUAAUGUGUUCUUUCUUCACAAUCCAAACAUAAUAUGCUCUUAAGACAAAUAGGUUUAUA
This is a messenger RNA of Musa acuminata subsp. malaccensis (wild Malaysian banana), 2046 nucleotides long. RefSeq lists its product as uncharacterized. The record is from RefSeq and is a predicted model, not a curated record. Lineage: Eukaryota; Viridiplantae; Streptophyta; Magnoliopsida; Zingiberales; Musaceae.